Stomoxys calcitrans (stable fly) is the source of this 1315-nucleotide messenger RNA. RefSeq names its product EARP-interacting protein homolog. Gene Ontology annotation, biological process: protein ubiquitination. The record is from RefSeq and is a predicted model, not a curated record. Gene Ontology annotation, molecular function: protein binding. Lineage: Eukaryota; Metazoa; Arthropoda; Insecta; Diptera; Muscidae. The transcript has 2 exons. The coding region runs from base 94 to 1221 and encodes 375 amino acids.
AUUUUUUUGUUUUCGUGAGUUAGCGACGGCGUUAACUUUAUGCAGUUCAUUUGUGAGGAAAACUGACGGAAAAACUUAAGUUAUAAUAAAAGAAUGGAUGAGUCUCUUGGACAAAUAUACGGCUUGGAGUUGCAGGCGCGAGCUCUUGCUCCACAACUAGGCGAACCCAAUGAAGUACGUUUUUUUAUCGCCACGAAUUCUUUGAAGCCUUCAACAAACCAGGUUCACUUGUUAGAAUUUAAUGAAGAAAAAUCGACCAUUAAUGCAAAAAUUUUCGAACACUCAAUGGGGGAAGUUUGGAAGAUGAAUGCAAACCCUCACGAUCCCUAUGAAAUUUCUACGUGUUAUAAUGAACAAAAUGGAAACAUUAUAAGAACAAAGGCGGCCGUCUUAAGAUACAGUGACGAAACUGAAGAAAAAAACGAAAUAAAGUCGGAAUAUCUACACUGGAGUAAUGUGGACUUGCUUAAUAUAAAUGGGGAAAAAGUAAAGACUGUUGAGUUUCAUCCGCAUCAAAAGGAGAAACUGGCAUGUGUUAUAGAUAAUAGGGUUGUUUUGUACGACAGAGUCAAAGGAAAGGACACCCAAAUCGCCGAAGUUUUGUCGGCAGGCUCAUCGUCUAAGCAUAUCAAUGCAUUUAACUGUGGUAAAUGGUCUCUGCAUCACCAAUGCCAGCAGUUUGUCACGUUGCAUGAGAGUCAUAUAAAAGCCUAUGACAUUCGCGAUCAAAACCAUUUGGCUUGGUCUAUAGAGGAUGCCCAUGGUCAAUUUGUCCGCGAUUUAGAUUGCAAUCCAAAUAAACAAUGCCAUUUUGUAACCGGAGGGGACGAUGGAUUUAUUAAAAUAUGGGAUUGUCGAAAUCCUAAAGAGGCAGUCUUUGUUAGAAAUGACCACUCACAUUGGGUGUGGUCGGUUCGUUUUAACACAUUCCACGACCAACUAUUAUUAAGCAGCUCAAGUGAUUGCAAAGUUUUAUUAACUUCCGCAAGUUCCGUCAGUUCUGAAGCAACAAAUGUAAAUUCGGAGUUAUCCAAUAGCGGAGUGGAAGAAUGUAAGGUACUACCUGAUGGACUCCUACAAACAUUUGAGCAACACGAGGACUCUGUGUAUUGUGUGGAAUGGAGUAAUGUAGAUCCUUGGAUAUUUGCAUCUCUUAGUUACGAUGGUCGUUUGCUUCUUUCGAAAGUACCUAAGCAAUAUAAAUAUCAAAUAAUUUUGUAAGCUUAACUUUUAUUUUUAAUAAAUAUGCUUCUACUAUCCAGUGUCUUCAGAUGUACAAUCUGAGGAAUCGUUUGGAUUAGCCGUCUCUAUUGAA